AUGGCUUACAAGGCCGAGUACAAGACGACUUUCGAGCCCGGGCGUGUCAUCCAGCCCAUCUAUACUGGAGGAAGUGUCGCCCUCAGCCAGGAUGGUCGCAUUCUUGCAUCGUGUCUCGGAGAGGAUGCUCUGCUGAGUGAUCUGGCUACUGGUGAACAUCUGGCUAGAAUCGAAGGUGUAAGUUGUACUGCCGGGCCCUCUCAGCGUGGCACUGACGAGUUGACACAAGAUUUCUGCAGNGACGGUGAAUCCAUUACCACUCUUGCCAUGACUCCCGAUGCAAAGUACCUGGUCCUGUGUUCGCGCAACCUUUCCAUGCGUAUCUUCUCCCUCAGAACAUCUCCCACCGCCGACAGAAGCAUAGACGCCACUCUACUCAGGACCCUCAAACCGCAUACCGCUCCCGUCGUUGUCGCAGCAGUCGAUCCUACUUCUACUCUCCUGGCAACUGGUGGCGCCGAUGGUAUCGUAAAAGUCUGGGACAUCAANGGAGGCUUCACAACACACACUUUUCACGGCCACAGCGGCAUCAUCUCUGCCCUCCACUUCUUCCACGUUGACUCUUCAGCAUCCACGGCCGAGAACAAGUCGCGCAAGAGAAAGAGCAGGUCAGGUGACGAGGAUGCUGCGGAUACCACUGCUGGCUACCGCCUGGCAUCAGGAGGUGAAGAUGGGAAAGUCAGAAUUUGGGACCUCCAUAAGCGCAAGCCCGUUGCCACUCUGGACUCGCACGUCUCGGUUGUCCGCAGUUUGGACUUCUCCUCUGAGCAGCAACUUCUCCUUUCUGCCAGCAGAGACAAGACCGUCAUCACAUGGGAUGCAAAGACAUGGCAGUCCAAGUUGACCGCACCCAUUCUGGAAACUGUUGAAAGGGCUGGCUUCGUCGCCAACGGUGACUUUUUCUUUACUGGCGGAGAGAAUGCAAGAGUUCGUAUCUGGGACAUGGCUGGUCACGAGAGGACAGAAGAGCAGGAGCCCGGAGUUGAGACAGAGGCUAUCUUGGACAUCAUUCACCAUUCUGAUCUUCCCUUCUUGCUUUCAAUUCAUGUCGACCAAACGCUGGUUCUGCACUCCCUGGAGCCCCUCAUCCAAACGAAUGUGGACGUCACCAUCCCACCGCUACCCAUCAUUCGUCGCAUCUCUGGUACUCAUGACGAGAUUAUCGACAUGGCCUAUGUAGGUACGGACAACUCGAUGCUCGCCCUGGCAACCAAUCUGGAGGAUAUCCGCCUGAUUACUCUCAACACCAAAAGCAAGAACGAAGGCUCGAGCAUUGCAGAUGCUGCUUACUUUGGUGCCGACGUAGCUCUUCUCAAGGGUCACACCGACAUCAUCAUCACAAUCGAUACGGACUGGUCAGGUCACUGGCUCGCAACCGGAGCCAAGGACAACACCGCAAAACUCUGGCGUCUGGACCCUGCAAACAACUCAUACACUUGCUAUGCCACCUUUACCGGUCAUGCUGAGUCGAUCAGUGCCGUUGCUUUGCCUCACGCCAUUCCCGUUGUCGGCUCAAACGCCCACAGCAAGCCUCUCGAGCAUCCGCCAACAUACCUAAUUACCGGCAGUCAAGACAAGACCAUCAAGCGCUGGGAAAUCAGCUCAGCCAAGUCGGGCUCAGAAGCCAAGGCUGUUCGUGCAUCCUACACACGCAAGGCUCACGACAAGGACAUCAAUGCCAUCGACACAUCUUACUCUCAACAAGGCACUCUCUUCGCUUCUGCUUCUCAGGACCGCACAGUAAAGAUCUGGGACUUGGAGACUGGUGAGUCUGUUGGUGUGCUUCGUGGUCACAAGCGUGGUGUCUGGUCUGUGGCAUUUGCUCCUCCUGGUACCCCCGCCAUUACAGGCGACUCUGGCUCAAGCAGUGGCACAAGAGGCAUGGCUGUUACUGGAAGUGGUGAUAAGACUGUCAAGAUUUGGAGUUUGAACGACUACACAUGUCUGAGAACAUUUGAAGGCCACACCAACAGUAUCCUGAAGGUCAUUUGGCUCCCCAUUUCUAAGAACCCUGGAAAGCGUGGUGAGCGUAACCUGCAAGUCGCCAGUGCAGCAGGUGAUGGUCUCGUCAAGGUUUGGGAUGCCCAAAGUGGUGAGUGCGCUGCUACUCUCGACAAUCACAUUGACAGAGUCUGGGCUUUGGCCGUCAAAUCCGACCGGUCUGGAACUGCCAAGGCUGCUUCGACAGAGGAUGAUGAGGAGGCACCCGAGCCUCCUGUUGAGCUCAUCUCUGGUUCCGCAGAUGCCACCCUCACAUUCUGGACCGAUACGACUUUGAUGACAUCGCAAGCCUCAGCAUCUCGUGCUACCGCUCGUGUGGAACAAGACCAGGAGUUGCAGAAUCACAUCCAUGCCAAGAACUACCGUGAGGCCAUUGUGUUAGCUCUGCAACUCAACCACCCCAAGCGUCUACUCGAUCUCUUCACUCGUGUGCUGGAAUCAGAGGACAAGGAUGAGGAUAGCUUGACUGGUGCCAAGGGUGUUGAUGAGGUUUUGGGAUCGUUGUCAGAAGAGCAGCUUUGGAAGCUUCUGCUCAGAUGCCGUGAUUGGAACGCCAACGCUCGUACUGCACAUGUCAGUCAACGCAUUCUUUAUGCACUCUUCCGCUUGUAUCCCAAGGAGAAGUUCGUCCAGCUGCGGCGAAAGCGAGCACCUAAGCCUCCGGUGGCCGAUGAAGAUGAACUGGCUGAGGGUAUGGGUGCGCUCGAGGUCAAGGACAAGGUCAAGAAGAACGAAAACGUCAAGGAUGUGUUGGAGGGUCUCAAGGCAUACACAGAACGACACUACGGACGCUUAGAAAAGAUGGCAGAGGAAAGAUGGGUCUUGCUCUGGACUCUGCAGCAGAUGGAUUCAUGA
Messenger RNA from Aureobasidium vineae, 2856 nucleotides. NCBI's taxonomy places the organism in Eukaryota, Fungi, Ascomycota, Dothideomycetes, Dothideales, Saccotheciaceae. The record is from the annotation of a GenBank genome assembly.